Messenger RNA from Elgaria multicarinata webbii, 1878 nucleotides. It is a transcript of the gene BIN3, whose product is annotated as bridging integrator 3. The record is from RefSeq and is a predicted model, not a curated record. The transcript is spliced from 10 exons. Gene Ontology annotation, biological process: plasma membrane tubulation; actin cortical patch localization; endocytosis. Lineage: Eukaryota; Metazoa; Chordata; Lepidosauria; Squamata; Anguidae. Gene Ontology annotation, molecular function: lipid binding; protein binding. Gene Ontology annotation, cellular component: actin cortical patch; cytoplasm. The coding region runs from base 245 to 874 and encodes 209 amino acids.
CCGGAUCAGAAAGGGGACCAUGAGUUGGAUUCCGUUCAAGAUUGGGCAGCCUAAGAAACAGAUUGUACCCAAGACACCUUGGUAAAGGGGACAUGGAGCCCUUUUCAUGCCAAUCGUCCUUGAUGUGUUUUCUAAAGAUUACAGAGGGAAUCCUUAAAAAGUAAGAUUCGUUGAGAGGGAUUUUGAACGGGAGUAUGGAAAACUUCAGCAGCUGGAAGAUCAGACUAAGAAGCUCCAGAAGGACAUGAAGAAAAGCACAGAUGCCGACCUAGCAAUGUCUAAGUCAGCAGUGAAAAUCUCAUCUGACUUACUCUCCAACCCACUCUGUGAACAAGACCCCAAAUUUCUCGAGAUGGUGAUGGCUCUGGACACAGCCAUGAAGAGAAUGGACUCUUUUAACCAAGAGAAGGUGAACCAAAUCCAAAAGACAGUCAUAGAGCCCUUGAAAAAAUUCAGUGGUGUUUUCCCCAGCCUGAACAAUGCAGUGAAACGGCGUGAGCAAGUUCUGCAGGAGUAUAAACGGCUGCAGUCCAAGUUGGAGAAAUAUGAAGAGAAGGAGAAGACCGGGCCCAUCCUGACCAAGUUGCACCAGGCACGGGAAGAACUGAGGCCAGUGAAAGAUGACUUUGAGGCUAAGAACAAGCAGCUUCUGGAAGAGAUGCCCAAAUUUUACAGCAGCCGGAUCGAUUACUUCAAGCCGAGUUUUGAAUCUCUGAUCCGGGCUCAGGUUGUGUACUAUACUGAAAUGUACAAAAUCUUUGGCGACUUAACAGAACAGAUUGAUGAGCCCGGCCUGACAGAUGAGCAGAGGGAGAAGGAAAAUGAAGCCAAGCUGAACGAACUGAGGGCCCUUUCUAUCGUUGCUGAUGACUGACCUCCAAGUCAAAGUCUCCAAAGCAGCAGCUGCUGGUGCCAGGGGCCAGGAGUGGAAAUCGCCUUUUGCUCCCUGCUCUCUAAUAAAGACCUGGGACUGACUUUUAACCCCAUGCAAACAUGCCAUUUUGAUCUGGUGUCUCUGCAGCAGUCCUCCAAAGGCUGAAUUCUAUCAACGACAAUGUGGCAGGAUCCUCAUCACUGCAGCUUGCAUAGGGGUGUUUGUGACUAAGUUCCUGGACUCUGGAAGGGGGCAACAGCAGCUUAUUACCCCAAGACACCAUCAUUUACAUACAAGCAUCUAACUUAUGCUGCUUUCUUCAUGGUGUAUUGAGCAAUGUGAGUCUCUCUACUGUGGGGUGUGAAGUCAAUUACUGUAGUUACCCCCACCCCCAAUCUGUAGCGUUACAGAGAAGCUGCUGUCAUAGUAGCUGGCCAGUUUCAACAUAGGAUUGAGCCACUGUGCCUUUAAGGGAAAUCUUUUCAUCCUGCUGAGGCCUUGUUCUACAGGCAGCACUGUAGAAGGCUGUCUAAAAAUAGUAGCAUUUUUCAAUACUGGAUAUAAUAGUUUAAUUCUGCUAAUGUAGUUUAAUUGUUAUGAGCCCAGAGAAAGGCUGCCGUGGAGCAGGAAAGGCAAUAUAAUAUAUAUGGCCUUCAUGCAGAUCCCAUGCAUUCUACAUCUGACCCUGUGCAGGCCUACGUAGAGUUACAGAAAUACCCACAUGAAUAUCAGUGGUAGGCGUGUAACCUGUUUUCCUGUGAGGCUGUCUGCCUAUCUUGUGCUAGGGACGGGGGGUUAAGCUAAUAAGGAAGAACAUGCCCUAUUCUUCAGAGAAAGCUUCUCUGGAAAACAGGUUUCCUCCUCCUUGGUCCACCACAGGUGUUUUUCCUGCUGUAUCCUCAUUUAUGGUUAAUCAAAAUGUAAAGCCAGGAGGUAGAUGACUUUUAACAAUUUUAUGUGCUCUUGUAACCCUUGACUCUGAUUUUAUUUUUACAAAAAAAGAA